Paramacrobiotus metropolitanus is the source of this 872-nucleotide messenger RNA. RefSeq lists its product as uncharacterized. NCBI's taxonomy places the organism in Eukaryota, Metazoa, Tardigrada, Eutardigrada, Parachela, Macrobiotidae. The transcript is spliced from 4 exons. The coding region runs from base 112 to 567 and encodes 151 amino acids. The record is from RefSeq and is a predicted model, not a curated record.
CCCUUUGAUGUUUAACGUGAAUUGGUACGUGCCAGAGGCGGGUACACGAUAAUUACAGCAUCUGCAGAUACUUUACCAAGUUCGUAUACGUACCCGUUACCAGUUUGCAAGAUGUCAUCGACCAUGUGCGCCAUAUUUCUCUCCAUUGUGGUGGCAGUGGUAUACUGUGCGGUCCAGGCAGCUGCCGUUGCCCAUCCCGGAAUGUACUACAAUCGUCCCUCCCAACCAGCUCCACUGACACCGGAAACCGGCGCCGCAAAGCCCCCCGUGUCCAAGGAAAAGCCCGUCGUGCCGUAUGUCCCCGUUUCCAGCUGGUUUUUUCCGGGGUCACGGCGCUUCGUACCGGUCAGCGACAGUUCCAUGGAUGAUGCCGGCUUUGAUGCUGAUGCCGAUAUGCGCAAUGUCGGCACUUGGAAACGUAUGGGUCAUCCUGGACGCUUUCUCGGUCGUCCAACGAGUGUUGCAAAAGGAGAUGACUUCAUUGAUAACGACAAUGACGCCGCUUUGCAGAAUGCGUUAGCGGCACCAAUGGCCCGGUAUAACUUUUUCAGACUUAUGGGACAGUAAUCAUAUUAUUACGAGUAUUUCAAUACACGUGCUCGUGAUAUUGCAUGGUACGCCUUAUGGAACUUCUGCUUGAUAAAAUACUUAAUUUUCGUAGAUAAUUUAAUAGAAUGUCUGCUUUACGAGUUUUUAUAAAAUUUUCCUAGACUUUCGGUAUAAUUUUGUAUAACUGACGAUGGACUCGUGUUAAAACAUCACUAAAGUAUUAGUAUACGUGUACGUUCGUGGCUGGACCAGAUGAUGUGCUAAAUAUGGUUGUAUAAGGUACUAAAUCACCAUGUGCAUGAAACCAAUAAAAUCAUACAUGC